Molecule: messenger RNA, 1524 nt
Organism: Cantharellus anzutake
Lineage: Eukaryota; Fungi; Basidiomycota; Agaricomycetes; Cantharellales; Hydnaceae
Product: putative NADH dehydrogenase 49K chain
Exons: 12
Coding region: 1-1524 (507 amino acids)
Biological process (GO): mitochondrial electron transport, NADH to ubiquinone
Molecular function (GO): NAD binding; quinone binding; NADH dehydrogenase (ubiquinone) activity
Source: RefSeq, a predicted model, not a curated record
AUGGCACUUAUUGGUCUUAACACUCGGCUUCUACGGGCUGUAAGGCCUGCUCACCUGACAGUCACCAGAGGAAUAACAUCUUCUACAAUGAGGCUUCGAGCUACGCCAAAUGAAGACGAUGCGUACAACAUUGGCACUCCCACACCUGAGCAGCUCGCAGAGAUGAAAGCUUACUUGUCUGGAAAACCUGUUGCUCGUCCAAAAGACUCUCAUCCACUCGAUGCCCACACUGUUGAGGAUCUGCAUCAUAUGACAGCCCAAGAAGCCCUGAGGGAGACCGGCACGCGUAAGGACGCAACUAUGAGACAUUUCACAGUCAAUUUUGGGCCACAACAUCCUGCUGCCCACGGCGUGCUCCGCCUUAUUCUCGAACUUAAUGGCGAGGAAAUUCUCCGAGCAGAUCCGCACAUUGGAUUAUUGCACCGCGGAACGGAGAAGCUCAUUGAAUAUAAGACUUACACUCAGGCGCUUCCCUAUUUCGACCGUCUUGACUAUGUUUCGAUGAUGACAAACGAACAAUGCUAUUCAUUGGCCGUGGAAAAAUUGCUCAACAUUGAAGUCCCAGAACGGGCCCAGUGGAUCCGGACCAUGUUUGGCGAAAUCACUCGUAUCCUGAACCAUCUCAUGGCGGUGCUCACGCACGCUAUGGAUGUGGGCGCUCUCACCCCCUUUCUCUGGGGCUUCGAAGAAAGAGAGAAAUUAAUGGAAUUUUAUGAGAGGGUUUCGGGCGCCCGCCUCCACGCGGCGUAUGUCCGGCCAGGGGGUGUCGCUUUCGAUUUGCCUCACGGCUUACUGGAUGACAUUUACAAAUGGGCAACCCAAUUUUCUUCAAGAGUGGAUGAAAUAGAGGAAGUGGUAACAGGCAAUCGCAUUUGGAAAGCUCGGACGAUUGACAUCGGCAAGGUUACCGCACAGCAAGCUCUGGAUUAUUCAUUUUCGGGCGUAAUGCUAAGGGGUAGCGGAAUUCCCUGGGACAUUCGGAAGGUCGCUCCGUACGACAAGUAUGGUGAUGUAGAAUUUGAUGUCCCUGUGGGCACCCAAGGUGACUGUUACGACCGCUAUUUGUGCCGCGUACAAGAGUUCAGAGAAAGUCUACGCAUAAUUGGUCAGUGCUUGAACAAGAUGCCUUCUGGUGCGUAUAAAGUGGACGAUUAUAAAAUUUCUCCCCCACCUCGAGCAUCAAUGAAGGAGAAUAUGGAAUCGUUGAUUCACCACUUCAAGCUUUUUAGUGAAGGGUAUUCGGUGCCUCCCGGGGAAACUUACUCUGCGAUCGAGGCCCCGAAGGGUGAGAUGGGCGUCUACCUUGUCAGUGAUGGAUCCAAUCGGCCCUACCGCUGCAAAAUUCGAGCGCCAGGUUUUGCUCAUUUGGCUGGUGCCGACUUUAUGAUGCGACAUGUGAGAAAUCCGGCCAUCCAGUCAACCAGUCCCGUACUAACUACCCCAUUCCUUGACCAGCACUUCCUACCCGAUGCCGUCGCAGUGAUUGGGACCAUGGAUCUCGUAUUUGGGGAGGUGGACCGCUAG